UCUCUCUUUCUUCUUUUAGCUCUUUUUUCUCUAUCUAGCUUUUCUCUAUCUAAACUUCAUUUGCUAUUCUUCUUCUUUUCCUUAACCCCACUUCUCUCUCUCUCUCUCUCUCUCCCUCAAUCUCUUUCACCUUUUUCAUUUCUCUCUUUACGAUCUUUUCUCUGUCUGUGCUACUACAGGAAAAUUAAAAAAAAAAAAGAUAAAAAACUGGUUUCCUCCUAGUUUGGAUAUUAGAUUGGAUCUGAGUUGCUUCUUUGUUGGAGUAUCUUCUUCAAAUAUCAGGUGAAAAUUUGUUUCUAUAUUUAAGACAAAGCUGUGGAAGUUCAAAUAAUUGUACAGAAAUAUUAUGGCUGUUUCCAUGAGAGAUUUGGAUUCAGCUUUCCAGGGAGCUGGACAGAAGGCUGGACUUGAAAUAUGGAGGAUUGAAAACUUUCGUCCUGUUCCUGUCCCAAAGUCUUCCUAUGGGAAAUUUUUGAUGGGCGACUCCUAUGUUAUUUUGAAGACAACUGCACUAAAAAGUGGUGCUUUACGUCAUGAUAUUCAUUAUUGGCUUGGAAAAGAUACAUCUCAGGAUGAAGCAGGUGCUGCUGCCAUCAAAACUGUUGAACUAGAUGCAGCCCUUGGAGGUCGUGCGGUACAAUAUCGUGAGAUACAAGGCCAUGAAACUGAGAAGUUUCUGUCUUAUUUCAAACCAUGUAUUAUACCUCAAGAAGGAGGAAUUGCAUCUGGGUUCAAACAUGCUGAGGCUGAAGAACACCAGACACGCUUGUUUGUUUGCAAAGGAAAACAUGUUGUUCAUGUCAAAGAGGUUCCUUUUGCUCGAUCCUCACUCAACCAUGAUGAUAUUUUUAUUCUUGAUACCAAGUCAAAAAUUUUUCAAUUUAAUGGCUCUAAUUCAUCUAUCCAAGAGAGAGCUAAAGCUUUAGAAGUAGUCCAGUACAUCAAGGACACUUAUCAUGAUGGGAAAUGUGAGGUAGCUGCCAUUGAGGAUGGGAAGUUGAUGGCGGAUGCUGAAACUGGAGAAUUCUGGGGUUUCUUUGGUGGUUUUGCUCCACUGCCUCGGAAAACAACCACUGAUGAGGAUAAGACUGUGGAUUCUCAUCCUACUAAGUUGUUCAGUGUUGAGAAGGACCAGGCACAACCUGUUGAGGCAGAUUCUUUGACAAGGGAAUUACUGGACACGAAUAAGUGUUAUAUUCUAGAUUGUGGACUGGAAGUGUUUGUGUGGAUGGGGAGAAAUACCUCACUUGAUGAAAGGAAGAGUGCAAGUGGAGUAGCAGAGGAGUUAGUCCGUGGAGCUGAGCGACCUAAGUCCCACAUCAUUCGUGUAAUUGAGGGAUUUGAGACUGUGAUGUUCCGGUCAAAGUUUGAAUCAUGGCCCCAGACAACUGAUGUAACUGUCUCUGAGGACGGUAGGGGCAAAGUAGCAGCACUUUUAAGACGACAAGGGGUCAAUGUCAAGGGUCUUUUGAAAGCGGCUCCUGCAAAGGAAGAGCCUCAGCCAUAUAUUGAUGUCACAGGAAAUCUGCAGGUUUGGCGUGUGGAUGGUCAGGAAAAGGUUCUCCUUCAAGCUUCAGAUCACUCAAAACUUUAUAGUGGAGAUUGCUAUAUUUUUCAGUAUUCAUAUCCAGGAGAAGACAAGGAGGAAUAUCUUAUCGGAACAUGGUUUGGAAAGAAGAGUGUUGAGGAGGAAAGAGCUUCUGCUAUUUCACUUGUGAGCAUGAUGGUUGAGUCAUUGAAGUUUGUUCCUGCCCAGGCUCGCAUCUAUGAAGGAAAUGAACCAAUUCAGUUCUCUACAAUCUUUCAGAGCUUUAUUGUUUUUAAGGGUGGUCUUAGCACUGGAUAUAAGAAUUAUAUUGCAGAAAACGAACUCCCAGAUGAGACAUAUCAGGAGGAUGGCCUCGCAUUGUUCCGAGUUCAGGGUUCUGGACCAGAUAAUAUGCAAGCAAUACAAGUUGAACCAGUUGCAUCAUCACUGAAUUCCUCUUACUGUUACAUAUUGCAAAAUGACUCCUCUGUCUUUACAUGGUCUGGAAACCUUACAACCUCAGAUGACCAGGAACUUAUGGAAAGGCAACUGGAUCUGAUAAAGCCAAAUGUACAAUCCAAGACACAAAAGGAGGGUUCAGAAUCUGAGCAGUUUUGGAAUUUACUCGGAGGAAAAUCUGAAUACCCUAGCCAAAAAAUUGUUAGGGAAGCUGAAAGUGAUCCUCAUCUUUUCUCUUGCAUUUUCUCGAAAGGAAAUCUGAAGGUGAGUGAGAUAUACAACUUUACCCAGGAUGAUUUGAUGACUGAAGAUAUAUUCAUCUUGGAUUGUCACUCUGAGAUCUUUGUCUGGGUGGGACAACAAGUUGACUCGAAGAGCAAAAUGCUUGCUUUUAGUAUUGGGGAGAAAUUUCUUGAGAAUGAUUUCAUGUUAGAAAAGUUAUCUCGUGAAGCUCCAAUAUUUAUUGUUAUGGAAGGGAAUGAGCCACCUUUCUUCACACGUUUCUUCGCAUGGGACUCUGCAAAAUCUGCUAUGCAUGGAAACUCAUUCCAAAGGAAACUUACAAUUGUUAAAAAUGGCGGUCCUCCAGUUCUUGAUAAACCCAAACGAAGAACACCUGUAUCUCAUGGAGGUCAUGGAGGACGAUCUAGUAGCGUGCCAGACAAAUCUCAGCGUUCCAGAAGCAUGUCUUUCAGCCCUGACCGAGUUCGUGUGAGAGGCAGGUCUCCUGCUUUUAAUGCACUAGCUGCAACUUUUGAGAACCCUAAUGGCAGGAACCUUUCAACCCCACCACCGGUUGUUAGGAAGGUUUAUCCUAAAUCUGUGACCCCAGAUUCAUCAAAAAUUGCGUCCAAGUCUGCAGCUAUAGCAGCACUUAGUGCAAGUUUUGAACAACCUCUUCCAGCUCGACAAGUUAUCAUGCCACGCUCUGUCAAAGUGAGCCCUGAGAUACAGAAAUCAACACCUGAGAAAUCAACACCUGAGUCAAACAAUAUGGAGAAAAUGAGCAGCAGAUUAGAAUCCCUCACCAUACAGGAAGAUGUUAAAGAAGGUGAAGCUGAAGAUGAGGAAGGACUCCCAACAUAUCCGUAUGAACGCCUUAAAAUCAAUUCGACAGAUCCUGCUACUGAAAUUGAUGUGACAAAGCGAGAGACUUACCUCUCAUCGGCAGAGUUUAGGGAGAAAUUUGGGAUGGCGAAGGAUGCCUUCUAUAAGAUGCCAAAAUGGAAACAGAACAAGCUUAAAAUGGCCCUUCAGUUGUUCUGAGUCUCCUUCAUGCCUCUGCUUUUCCUUCAGUUCCCUGCGGCAUUAGAAAGCUUAUUUGUGAAUCUUGGGGGAGCACAGUUUCUCAGAACUCAGAAGUGAAAGGGACAGCAUCAGUGCAUUUUUAGCUGCUUCUGCUCCCAGGAAGCUUGUUUCAUGAUUGAUGAACAGAACCAGAUUUUUUUUUCCCAAUUUUUUUUUUCUUUUUCUCAAUCUGGUGGUUUGGAUGUCUAGCUUUAUAAAUUCCCCUAUUUUUGGUUGAGUUAGUUGAUUGGUAUUCUUUAUGGUCACAGGUUUGUUGUGAGCUUGCAUUUUUUUUUUCUCAUUUUUCAAUUGAAAUAUUGAUUUAUGUAGUGACUAGGCGCUUGAGAAUUCAGACAGCUUAGGAUGUAUUUUACAACUGAGGAUGGAAGUGUGUACAGCAGAGUGUAAAAACCAGUCCACUCAUCAUUUGUUUUUAAUAAAAGUGUGUUUUUUUUUGUUCUUUUACAA
Messenger RNA from Jatropha curcas, 3742 nucleotides. Its product is annotated as villin-4. Gene Ontology annotation, biological process: cytoskeleton organization; actin filament severing. The record is from RefSeq and is a predicted model, not a curated record. Gene Ontology annotation, molecular function: actin filament binding. Lineage: Eukaryota; Viridiplantae; Streptophyta; Magnoliopsida; Malpighiales; Euphorbiaceae.